Cryphonectria parasitica EP155 is the source of this 1328-nucleotide messenger RNA. RefSeq lists its product as uncharacterized. The transcript is spliced from 4 exons. Gene Ontology annotation, biological process: transport. Gene Ontology annotation, molecular function: transporter activity. Bases 1 to 1062 code for a protein of 353 amino acids. The record is from RefSeq and is a predicted model, not a curated record. Lineage: Eukaryota; Fungi; Ascomycota; Sordariomycetes; Diaporthales; Cryphonectriaceae.
AUGCUAAACACCGAGACAGCCACGCUGGCGGGCGGCAUGGACUUCUCCACCAUCAACAAGAUCAUCACGGGCGCGUGUGCCCUCUUUGUGCUGCUGAGCCUGCUCGUGCUCAUGUUUCGGCACGCCACGCACUUUUCGCGGCCCAAUGAGCAGCUCCACAUCAUGCGCAUCUGCUGCUACCUGCCCAUCUUCAGCAUCGGCUGCUUCCUGCAGGUCUCGUUCCCGAACGCCUACGUCUACCUGAACCCGUGGCUCGAUUUCGCGCAGGCCGUCGCCCUCUGCAACUUCUUCCUCAUGAUGUGCCAGUUUGUCUCCCCGUCCGACAGCCAGCGCGAGCUGUUCUUUGCGGCCCUCAAGCAGGUCAAUGACGAACCAGUCAACGGCCUGCACUGGUAUCGCCGCAUGUUCAUCUUGAUAUUCCAGUACCCGGUGGUCCAGGCUGUUGUGUCGAUACUCACCGCCAUCACAGAGAGCCAAGGCGUCUAUUGCCUGGUCUCUUCCAAACCUCACUUUGCACACCUCUGGCUCGACAUUGUCCACACGGCUAGCCUGGCUGUUGCCGUCAUGGCAUGCCUGAGGCUCCUGAGCGGGCUGCGUGGCCAGUUGAAGCACCACAGGCCUCUGCUCAAGCUGGCCGCAUUCAAGCUCCUAAUUGCCAUCACGGGUCUGAUUCAGCUCAUCUACUGGAUCCUUCGGACGGUUAAACCGACCCCUCUCAAGCCUACCGCCUCCCUUUCCUUCGCAGACGACUUCAUCGGCAUCCCCGUGCUAGUCAUGGCCCUCCUCACCGUUCCCUUCUCGAUCCUCUUCCACUUCGCCUACGAUGUCCAGACAUACUACCUUGAAAACGUCGACAAGAACCUGCCACUCACCCAAAGGGAUGCAGAGGCUGGGUCAUCGUACCAGGGCGGGUUUUUGGGGAUAUGGGCCUGGCUGGGCAUGCUCAACCCGAGCGAGCUCAUCUCUGGACUCAGGUUUGGGCUCACCAUGUUGAACAGGGAGAACCGGGAGAUGGGUGUCGACACAGUGCGGAGAGCGCAGACGGGGGAGUUUGAUAACUGAAUGCCUUGAGGGCUCGAGUCCUUUCUUUUGUUCGUCGAGAACAAGCAUUAUACUAAUUCGAGGAUGCGAGGUUACUUUUCUUGAUAUCCAAUAGACUACUGCAGAUUUCAUCUUCUUUCUAGAAUUGGAAUCGUUCAUUAAGUAAUUAUAAGUUAACUGCUUAUGGUCUCUUCAACUACUUCGAGGCAAGGCUGAACGCUAAUGUCUGUGGAUAAGAUGAUAUCGGCCAGUGUUUGGCAAGAGUGAAAAACGACAAUUCUUCAUUC